CACAGCCUGCACUCAAGCAGAUCUGUUCUAUGCCUUUCCAGACACUCCGAGAGGCACUCACGCUCCUCGUGGAGUGGGCCACAGUCUAUGUGGCCAUGAUGCCCUGGUUGCUGUUGUUUGUCCUCCUUUUCGUCGAUACUUCUUUGGCAGAUAAGCCAGAGGAACCAGAGGAACCAGAGCAUGUUAGUGGAUGUUACAACAAGAACUUCAGCAUCCUACUCAUCGAGGCUUCCCCAUCUGAUAUCCCUGACCCUGCAAAAGCCUCAGUCUAUUUUACUCCCAGCAUCCCAGCUGGUCCUCAGAGACUAGUGUUGGAGAAUGGACAAUUAAAGGACAACAGAUACAAUCUUGUGUCCAACAAGUCAGGGCUCUAUUUUGAGGUGCCCCAGCUAAACGCAGAGGAUCAGGGAAUAUUCUCCGUGAUAUUAAAUGAUAUCGAUAUGGAUAAUGAGACAUUCUCCCUCACAGUGACAGAGUGCGCCCAUCUAGAACGUUUGGAUUAUGGAAGUAAUUUCUCCAUUCUUCUCGAUGGAGACAUUUUGGAGUUCACCCGAAGGGGCUCGUACUUGGAGCCAGCACUUUUGUGGAACCGAAGUGACCCUACAGUCAGUGAGCGGGGCAGAGGUCGAGUCGUAGCUGGACACUGGCUGGCGAAGAACAUCACCCAGUCCGACCAGGGGAAUUUCACCCUCCGAGAUGUCAAGGGCAAAGCCGUGUCCACUACAGUCCUCAUUGUCACUGAGACCAAAACUUAUGAUUAUUUGAAAAUGAAUGAAGAUUUGGUCAUUGACCUGCCCUUCAGUCUCUCCAAAGUGACCCUCCUCUUCCAUCCUGAAAUUGCUAAGUGUAAUAUAAACAACUACGUCAGGCCGAGGGUCCUGAUACGGGACGGGGUGCUGGUUUUAGAGGAGAAGCAGAGCUAUGAGGGGAGGCUGAAGAUGUCCAACUAUCAGAUCGUCUUAGAGAAAUUCCAGAUUGCUGAUGUUGGAUCUUACCAUGUACACGACCCCCAAGGAAACUUGGCUACCACUGUUGAGGUGGAGAUCUUAUUGCCCUCUGAGGCCUGGAAAGUUGCUGUCUUACCCGUGGUUGGAAUUGUGUUCAUGUUACUGGGUUAUUAUUGGAAGAGUAAGGGUCGUACAUGUUGCAAAGGCGUUACUGGGCCAAUGGCAGCUUAAACUUUUGUGGCUAAUGAAGAACAGCAGAGGAGCAUGAGUGUCAUUGUUUGGGUGACUGUGUGUGUGCUGUUGAAAUUAAGGUCAGAUUUAUCUGUCAGUCAACUCAAUCUGAGUUCACAGGCCAGACAUUGUGCAGCAUUGUAGAGACCUCUCAAGAGACUAAGAGUUCCAGUCACAGCCAUGCAGCAACCAGAAAUGCUAAUAGCUCUCCCUUCUGGACUGCUUCUUUGUAAUCACUGUUGAGUAGUCUUGGUAUAGGAAGAAAAUGCUAUCGGUGAUCACCAUUUCAAGGAAUAGUUUGAUCUGCUUGGCAUUUCUCUGUCAACAGAUUGCCAUUUCAGUAAGUUGAUUUUGGCACCAUCUCCUUCACUGUACUGAAGCCUAAUAGAUAAUCACAUCUCGACAAUAUGUUAGCAAAUGUUGUCUCACUCUAAACUUGGGCUGUGUCAAAGUCAUAUUGCAGGCCCUCAAAUAUUUAUUCAUGCAUUCCAUGUAACAGCACUUUUUGCCACAUUACCUGUUCAUUUUACGUUCUGACCUCUAUUAUCAUAAAUGUUUGACUUGAAGUUUCAGCUGUACAAACUUCCUUUACCAAAAAAAGUUUUGAAAAGAGUUUCUUUCAGCCAAAGACUUUUUGUAAUAUGUAACUGUUUACAUUUUUAUCUACAUGGGGUAAUAAUAUACUCACUGAAAGGAGAAAAUCAUACUGGUUACACUUAAGUGGGAUUACAUUAUCCUGAUACAAGAGCUUUGAAAUAAUUCCAAGUUUUUCCAAGGGAUGGGUACCAUCAAAAACGCACAAAUAUUGUAAUUAUUAUUUCACGAUUUUGUACAACUGAAGCAGUCCAAAUAGUCUGUGCCAUAGGCUAAAGGGCCGUUCACACCAAGAACGGUAACGAUAAUGAUAACAACAAAAAAGUAUUGCUCUAGCUAAAACGAUAACGACAUGAAGAACGAUAUCGCUGGGGAUCACUUUCAGAGCGAUUUUGAAAAGCUGAUGGCCAAUCAGAAUCCAUAAAAAUUGAGCCAUUCUCCAUGUACAUUUUUAGAAUGGGCAAAUAUACUGAGGAAGGGUAUAAUAAAAAUCCGAUUUUAUGCAGAAUGUAAAAUGUUCAUAAAAAUAGUUUCUGGAGUCAGAAAGUUUUUAUAUGUGUGCAUUUAUCAACAUCAUAAUGAAGAUUGUGUGUAGUGGUAAAGCACUUUGAAAUGUCUAGUUUUAUACUGUAUCAUUUA
Molecule: messenger RNA, 2411 nt
Organism: Alosa sapidissima (American shad)
Lineage: Eukaryota; Metazoa; Chordata; Actinopteri; Clupeiformes; Clupeidae
Exons: 8
Coding region: 30-1178 (382 amino acids)
Source: RefSeq, a predicted model, not a curated record